This is a messenger RNA of Centruroides sculpturatus (bark scorpion), 2169 nucleotides long. Its product is annotated as integumentary mucin C.1-like. Lineage: Eukaryota; Metazoa; Arthropoda; Arachnida; Scorpiones; Buthidae. The transcript is spliced from 7 exons. The record is from RefSeq and is a predicted model, not a curated record. Bases 1 to 2001 code for a protein of 666 amino acids.
AUGAUUGGAAUAUGUCUGUGUGUAUAUCGACAUGAGGAACCACAAGUAGGAAAUUUAUUUCUCAGUGGUAUUAUAUGGAAUCAAAUUCUUAAUGAAAUAGAGAAUAAUAAUGAUAACAGUUUACUAACAAAGAUUGAAUCAUUCAUCUCCACAUUGAAAAGUAUAAAUACAUAUAAUUGGAAAAUAGACAAGUGUUUACUAUUGGAAAGAUCUAAUCAAAUUAUUGGAGAAAGACAGAUAAUACGACCACCUUCUACUACCACUCAAAGACCUAUAAUAAUUCCAAUUCCAACAACUACUACCACUCAAAGACCUAUAAUAAUUCCAAUUCCAACAACCACUACCACUGUUGCAACGACCAUUCCAGAAACGACGACGACAACAACAACAACGAUCGCUCCAACUACAACAACGACUCCUCCAACGACAACAACAACUGUUCCGGCGACAAGUACGACCGCUUCAACUACAAUAACGAACCCUCCGACGACAACGACAACAACGACCGCUCCAACUACAACAACAACUGUUCCGACCACAACUACGACCGCUCCAACUACAACAACGACCCCUCCAACGACAACAACGACUGUUCCGACGACAACAACGACGACCGCUCCUACGACAACAACAACUACUACAGAAACGACGACGACAACAACUACAACGACCGCUCCAACUACAACAACGACCCCUCCGACGACAACAACUGUUCCGACGACAACAACGACCGCUCCAACUACAACAACGACCCCUCCGACGACAACAACUGUUCCGACGACAACAACUGUUCCGACGACAACAACUGUUCCGACAACAACAACGACUGUUCCGACGACAACAACUGUUCCGACGACAACAACGACCGCUCCAACUACAACGACGACUGUUCCGACAACAACAACGAUCGCUUCGACAACAACAACGACUAGUUUAUCAGUUAAACCACAUAGAAUAUGUUUGUGUGUAUACGGAGAUGAUGAGCCAGAAGUAGGAAAUUUAUUUCUCAGUGGUAUUAUAUGGAAUCAAAUUCUUAAUGAAUUAGAGAAUAAUAAUGAUAACAGUUUACAAACAAAGAUUGAAUCAUUCAUCUCCACAUUGAAAAGUAUAAAUACAUAUAAUUGGAAAAUAGACAAGUGUUUACUAUUGGAAAGAUCUAAUCAAAUUAUUGGAGAAAGACAGAUAAUACGACCACCUUCUACUACCACUCAAAGACCUAUAAUAAUUCCAAUUCCAACAACUACUACCACUCAAAGACCUAUAAUAAUUCCAAUUCCAACAACCACUACCACUGUUGCAACGACCAUUCCAGAAACGACGACGACAACAACAACAACGAUCGCUCCAACUACAACAACGACUCCUCCAACGACAACAACAACUGUUCCGGCGACAAGUACGACCGCUUCAACUACAAUAACGAACCCUCCGACGACAACGACAACAACGACCGCUCCAACUACAACAACAACUGUUCCGACCACAACUACGACCGCUCCAACUACAACAACGACCCCUCCAACGACAACAACGACUGUUCCGACGACAACAACGACGACCGCUCCUACGACAACAACAACUACUACCCCGACGACAACUCCAACUACGAUUAUUGCUACUACGACCAUAACAGAGGCGACACAGACAACAACACAAACUACUCCCAUAGCAACUACCAUUAUACCUGAAUGUGAACAAUGUGAUAUAUUAAUAACCAUAAUCAAUUCAUGCCCAAAUAUUUCUAAUAAUAUUAAAAUUAUUGUAUGUGUCCUAGACGAAAUUCAUCAAUGUGAUAACUUUAUAGACAGAAGCAUAGAGGAAUUUUUUGAAUGCAUCGACGAUUCUUAUCUAAAAAAUGCCAAAAAUAAUAUAAAAUGUGACGAUGUGAACAAGUUCUUAGAAAAAUUAUUGGAAAAUUACAAGGAUUUAUUGGAUACUUGGAAGUCUUUAGGGCUCUACAAAUACUUGUAUUCAAGUUAUCUACACCUUAAAUGUGAAUAAUUGUUCAUUUUUCUUAUACAUAAUUACAAUUACUAAAAAUUUUGGGGACGGCAUUAACAGAUUGAAAUUUGUUGUUGAAUUCAUUUUUUAUUUGUUAUUAUAAUUGGAAUUUGUUUGCUUCUAAGAUGAGCAAUAUAUAAAAGCAGAAAUAUAUAAUAAAAAAGUUAU